CAUAGCCUGCAGAUCUACUUCCGGUUGGGCGUGCCUACGUAUUGGAGUCCUCUGUUUAGGAAAUAAAAUACUAUUAUUACUCUACUAUUUGGUAACAUCAGAAACCAAAAGCACUUCCCACUACAUUUGAAACGAAAAUGUCUAAAUCGCUGAAGAAGAUAGUGGAGGAGAGUCGGGAUAAGAACCUUCCCGAGGUGGAUAUGUGUGACAGAGGGAUUUCUAACAUGCUGGACGUCCCAUCACUGUUCACCUUGUCCAACAUCACUCAACUCGUUCUCAGCCACAACAAGAUUACAGCGGUGCCAGCCAACAUCUCGGAUCUGAAGAACCUGGAGGUGCUCAACAUGUUCAACAACCAGAUUGAGGAGCUGCCCACCCAGAUCAGCAGCCUACAGAAGCUCAAGCAUCUCAACCUGGGCAUGAACCGUCUGAGUGGGCUGCCGAGGGGCUUCGGUUCCCUUCCUGCCCUGGAGGUGUUGGACCUCACCUACAAUAACCUGAACGAGAACUCCCUGCCUGGGAACUUCUUCUACCUCACCACUCUCCGUGCGCUCUAUCUCAGCGACAACGACUUUGAAGCGCUGCCCCCGGAUAUCAGCAAGCUGAGCAAGCUCCAGAUUUUGAGUCUCAGAGAUAACGAUCUGAUCUCGCUGCCCAAGGAGAUCGGGGACCUGGCCCAGCUCAAGGAGCUCCACAUCCAGGGCAACAGGCUCACAGUGCUGCCCCCGGAGCUCGGCAACCUGGAUCUGACCGGCCCCAAGCAGGUCUUCAAGGCCGAUCACAACCCCUGGGUCACCCCCAUCGCCGACCAGUUCCAGCUGGGCAUCUCGCAUGUCUUCGAGUAUGUCCGCUCCGAGACCUACAAGUAAUGGUCUAGUGUGUGC
Molecule: messenger RNA, 884 nt
Organism: Gadus chalcogrammus (walleye pollock)
Lineage: Eukaryota; Metazoa; Chordata; Actinopteri; Gadiformes; Gadidae
Gene: rsu1
Product: Ras suppressor protein 1
Exons: 9
Coding region: 138-869 (243 amino acids)
Molecular function (GO): protein binding
Source: RefSeq, a predicted model, not a curated record